Molecule: messenger RNA, 2075 nt
Organism: Panicum virgatum (switchgrass)
Lineage: Eukaryota; Viridiplantae; Streptophyta; Magnoliopsida; Poales; Poaceae
Product: cytochrome P450 714C2-like
Exons: 5
Coding region: 131-1690 (519 amino acids)
Molecular function (GO): iron ion binding; monooxygenase activity; oxidoreductase activity, acting on paired donors, with incorporation or reduction of molecular oxygen
Source: RefSeq, a predicted model, not a curated record
CACUAGUCUGUCUUUUUCAUUAUUUUCGUGUCAGCAAUUGGUGGGGACACAUGUGCUACCUGCUAGUAGUGCGUGAGCUUUAUCUGCAGGUUUCCAGCUUCCCUGCUCCCAGUCUCGAGCACAGGCACAAAUGGAACUCGUUUGGCUGAGGCUGCUACUUCCGGUCUUGCUCUGUGUCUCCCUCGUCGCCUACCUUUACAGCAUCCUAUGGCUGAGACCAGAGAGGCUCAGGCAGAAACUGAGGAGCCAGGGAGUGAAGGGCCCCAAGCCGUCUUUCCUCUUCGGGAACAUACAGGAGAUGAGGAGAAUUCGGCAGCAGCUGACCGAGUCUCAUCAAGAACAAGAAGCAGGGAUUACUGAUCGCUUCUCCUCAAAUUAUGUGGCCACUCUGUUCCCUUACUUCCUCCACUGGAGCAGGGUCUACGGCUCCAUCUACCUGUAUUCUACUGGAAGCAUACAUGCUUUAUUUGUGACAGACCCAGACAUGGUAAAGGAGCUGGCAAACUGCAAGUCUUUGGAACUUGGAAAACCUAUCUACCUGCAAAAAGAGCUUGGAGCUCUUCUUGGUAUGGGAAUUUUGACAUCAAACGGUGACCUAUGGGCACAUCAACGAAAGGUGAUUGCACCAGAAUUCUUCAUGGACAAGGUUAAGGGAAUGGUGAAUUUGAUGAUGGAGGCAGCAAAUGCAAUGUUGAGUUCAUGGGAAAAUAAAGUUGACAGUGAAGGAGGUAGUGCAGUGAUGAUGGUUGAUGAGUUCCUGAGAAACUUUUCAGCUGACGUCAUCUCAAGAGCUUCCUUUGGAAGCAGUUUUUCUGAAGGGAAGGAGAUAUUCAACAAGAUUAGGCAACUUCAGAUGGCAAUGGCAAAGCAAAAAAUGCUUAUUGGUGUUCCUGGAAGUAGAUAUUUACCAACAAAGGGAAAUAGAGAGACUUGGCGUCUAGGCACAAGCAUCUGCAACCUCAUUUUAGAAAUAGCGAAGAGACAUGAACAUGAUUCAGUGACAUCUGUGAAUAAGGGGCUGCUGCACUCGAUCAUUGAAGGCGCUAAAACUGCCCCUUCCAGUUCAUGCACCCCUGCGGAUUUCAUUGUCGACAAUUGCAAGAAUAUCUACUUCGCAGGGCAUGAGACAACCUCGACCACCGCUGCCUGGUGCUUGAUGCUUCUCGCUUCAUACCCUAAAUGGCAAUCCAGUGCUCGUGCUGAACUUCUGGAUGUUUGUCAGGGAAACCCACUGCAUGCCGAUAUGCUCCAGAAAAUGAAAACGCUAACGAUGGUGAUCCAGGAGACGCUCCGCCUGUACCCGCCAGCGGCUUUUGUCACACGAGAAGCUCUGAACGACAUAAAGCUUGGCAACCUCAACAUCCCAAAAGGAACCAACAUCAGGAUCCCAGUAGCACUGGUUCACCGGGAUCCUGCCGUAUGGGGUCCUAACGCUGACAAAUUUGAUCCGGGAAGGUUUGGCAACGGCAUCACAGGCGCCUGUAAGCCCUCUCACAUGUACAUGCCCUUUGGGGUGGGUGCCCGGACCUGCGCAGGCCAGAACCUGGCCAUGGUUGAGCUCAAGGUUGUGCUGUCACUCCUGCUGUCAAGGUUUGAGUUUUCGCUUUCGCCGGAGUACGUGCAUUGCCCUGCAUUCAGGUUGACCAUUGAACCCGGGAAAGGUGUGCCUCUGAUUCUUAAGAAGCUGUGAAUCAUGAUCCAUGUGAUCAAGUUGCAAAGUUUCUCCUCUCUUUUCAAUUUCUCUACGAAGUAGACUGAAUUGCAGGACCUUUUGGGGCCCUUGAAUCAGUUAGGCUGGGCUGUGUAUCAUAAGGAUGGUCAAGACUCAAGAGGUGAUUGUAGUUACUUGUUGGGGUCUUGCAAUGUCAGGCAUCCAAAUCGUGAAUGCGUCCCCUGACACACGUGCUAAGUCAGCAUCAGUGGGCAAUUUUUGUUUUGAGUUGAUAACAUUUUUGUACCCGAAUAAUAACUUGUACAAGGUCAGGAUGGCCGAGUGGUCUAAGGCGCCAGACUCAAGUUCUGGUCCUCGGUUGAGGGCGUGGGUUCAAAUCCCACUUUCUGACACAGCAGUUUUA